GCCCCACCGCCAAUUUUUCAGUGUAGGGACGUGCAGGGAUGCUGAUACAUGUGAUGUGCAGGCACUUUUAAUUGGGGUGGCUGGCUAAUUAAAGUGCCCAGUGCUGCAUCCCAAACCACAUGUAAAAAUGCCCAUGCAGCUCCCAGCAAAGUCAGCGCUGUUUUGGCUUAGGCCAAGUGCCUAGUGAGUGCUCUUAGUAGAAAUGAAAUGUGUGACCACAGAGAGGAUAGAGCUGGGGAAAGGAAAUUCUUGACUACAGCUGGGGGGAGGGCACAGCCUGUAGCUUUGUGUUGUAGCUGCACACUCGGGAGGUAGCUGAACACUCAGGAGGUCUCAUGUGUCCAAUGGCUUUGGGCCGUAUGAGGACACUGGAGCUCUCCCCAGGUGGGAACUUAAUUUGUUUUGCCAGUUUAUGCUGAGAGUCCCUCCAAAACUAUUGAAGUGAGCUAGGCUAAAUUCAAUAACUUCUUGCAUUUCCUUAAUUGCUUUAAUUUACCAUCGAGGAAAGUCUGAAGGGGAAUGACAGCAUUGAGAGUUUGAGCUGGAUUGGAUUUGGAAGAGCGGUUUUCUGGACCAGUGGCAAAGCCUUGGACGAGUGCCACUGAACCUUCGUGUUGCCCCAUCCCAUUGUGGCCUCAGAAGCCAUAAACUUACUGAGAUCUGUAAUGGUAUUGUUGGAACAAUGUAUUUUUCAUAGCUGCUCACCUGCCAAGCCAAUGAGUCUGCCUGUUCCUGGAGAGCGAGAAAAACUAUUACUAAUACCCUGCAAAUCCUGGCACGUUGCCUGAAAAUAACUUUGUUCCGCAACCACUUGGCUGCUCCCAGGUUUACUUUUCAUUUGCAAAUAUGGUCACUGCUUAGACUGAUGAUCAUUCACACAGGCUGUGUUGAUCAUGUGGCAUGUUUUCUGUUCUGUUGGAUAAUUCUUACAGUGCCCAGAAACUUCAUCCAAGCUGGGAUCUGACUGUGGUAGGAGCUGUACAAAGAUGUGGCUGUUUAUUCUCAUUUAAACUAAGGCUGAUGUAAGGGGGGCAGGUCUUAGUGUAAAAUGGGAGUCAGGCUUGUAGUAAAUGCCAGCUGUUGCCCCAAGGAGCUUACAGCCUCAGAGAUCACCCCUGCAGCUAAACCUCACAGCGCAAAUGCAAGACCUUUGGGACAUUUAGACCCAUUGCUUUGUAUGGGGCAGAGAGCCCAGUAGUCCCAGUGGAGAAGCCACCCUUUGUAUUUUGCAGUUGACUAUAUAAACCUGAAUCCACUUGCAGCCUAUUGUAGGAGAAUUUGUGCUUCAUGUUUGCCUUCUGAGAGUAUUUGUGCUAGGAUAGCUGCACUUCUGCUUAUGAUUUUGGUGAAAACAUGCCAGUUUGUACAUGACACAGGACUACGGAGUGCCGGCUCUGAACAGACAUUCUGGCAACUCCCUUCUCAGAGGGUGGAUCUAUAUGUGCGCUUUAAUAUGCAGUAGCCUAUUCUAUUGCACAUUAAAAUGGUGUGUAAAAAGCCAUGCUAAUAUGCUAAUGUACAAUAAAAUAGGCUACUGUGCAUAAAAUGUCUCUAAAAAAGCAUGCACUUGGACUACUGUGCAUUAGAGCAGCCUAGUGUCCAUUAAUUUAGUACCCCAUGUUGGAGGUACUACAUUUAAUGCAAAUUAGUAAAAGCGCAUUAAUGCAUAUGUAGACAUGCCCAGCAAGGAUAACCCAGGUCCAAUCCAAACUCACCAUAGGUUUUGGGGGUGAGAUUUUUCAAAGCUGACAGAACUGGCUUCAUUCUGCAGCCACUGAAGUUGACAGAGGCUCACCUCUGACUCUGGCAGGUGCUGGGUUGUGCCUUGCCAAAUGGUUUGAAAAACAUCUUGUGACUUAGUAUUUGCAACUCUCUUUAGGCUGAGCUGUGGCCACAGGCUUAGUUUCAUAGUUUCUAAGGUCGGAAGGGACCUGAACCGAUCAUCAAGUCCAACGCUUUGCCUUGGGCAGGAAAGAGUGUUGGGAUCAUAUCACCCCAGCCAAUAUCCAUCCAACCUCCUCUUGAAGACCCCCAAGGUAGGGGAGAGCACCACCUCCCUUGGGAGCCCAUUCCAGAGUCUGGCAGCCCUAACCAUAAAGUAAUGCCUCCUGAUAUCAAGCCUGGACCUACUCUCAAUCAAUUUGUGGUUGUUAUUCCUUAUUAUCCCAGGUGGUGCCCGGGGGAACAGAGCCUCACCUAUUUUUCUCUGGUCCCUGGUGAGUUGUAGAUGGCCACCAGAUCCCCUCUCAGUCUUCUCUUGUGUAGGCUGAAUAGAUUCAGACCCUUUGGUCUUUCUUCAUAGGGCCUGGUCUGCUGCCCCCUGACCAUGCGAGCAGUCCUCCUCUGGACCCUUUCAGUGCUAGCCACAUCCCUCUUGAAGUGCAGCACCCAGAACUGGACACAGUACUCCAACUGCAGCCUGACCAAUGCUGCAUAGAGGGGAAGGAUCACCUCCCUGAACCUGCUUGUGAUGCAUCUGUAGAUGUACGACAAGGUGCGGUUAGCCUUACUUACUGACCGCUUCCUUGCAUUGGCAGCUCAUGUCCAUCCAGGAGUCAACAAUGACUCCAAGCCACCGUGUUGUUGAGCAGGGUGUUCCCCAGCCUAUAGGUGUGUUGCAGGUUCCUUCUCCCUAGAUGCAGCACCUUGCACCUGUCUGCAUUGAAUCCCAUCCUAUUCUCAUCUGCCCACCUCUGUAACCUGUCUAGAUCUAGCUGGAUUCUGUCCCUUUCCUCCAGUGUGCCCACUGCUCCCCACAUCUUUGUGUCAUCAGCAGAUUUGGACAGCAUGCUUUCCACACCCACCUCCAAGUCACUGAUAAAGAUGUUGAAUAGCACAGGCCCAAGGACCGAGCCCUGGGGGACCCCACUGCCCACAUCCCUCCCGGUCAAAAACGACCCAUCCACCACUCUCUGGGUUUGCCACCCAUCUGACUGUAGGCAUCAAUGCCUUAGGGACAGGCAGGGAUAUGUGCAGAAAUGGUGAGCUUUAAACCUGCCUGAAAGUAUUUGCAGACUCACCCUGGAAAUCUACACAGUUGUAUUGGGACUUUGCUGGUAGGAAAUAUGUUUGUCUCAUCUGGGAUUGGGAAUACACCUUGUGACCAACGUGCUCACUGAAAACUCACUGAGCCACUAGGCAUUAUGAUUUUUGUCUGAAAAGUGCUCACAACGAACAGCCAAAGCACUACUGUAGAAGUUAACUCGGGAUUCAGUCCAAAGAUUUAAACUGGAGAAGUGGAUUAAAAGGCUGGGGAGUACAGCUUGUCCAUCCAUCACUAUAAACCGGCAUGUGUUUGGCUCUGAUAAAAGAUUGACCAUUGGUGUUAGAAAUGAGCAGAGUUAUGGGGAGCCUAAAGGGUUAUGGGGAGCUCUGAACAAGCUAGGGUAAAGCUGAGCGGUGUGCGCAGCUGAGACAGUUGGGUGUGAGAUAUGGAGGAUGAGGAAGAAGAAAAAGGCAGACUGCUGGGGAAGAAAGGCUUAAUUGGAAGUGUUUGUGCUAUCUGUGCUCUUAGCGGUGACUCCCUAGUGAAGCACACAAUCUACCCUUUGCCAACUGGGGAACGCAGGUGCCCAUGUUACCUUGCUUGGAUAUGCUGUAGAGUGGAGGUUACUUGACAGGGAAAGAGCCCAAAGAAUUGCCCUUUGUCUCAGCUCUGAACUUCCUGGGUGAGGGGUGCCAAGAAUGAGAUUCGGGUCUGGGCAGGGGUGUGUAGGAAGGGUUUGAGGCCUGGGGGCACUCGCUCACUCUUAGUAGCUUUGCACAUAGAGUUCAUCCCUCUCCCUGAACUCAGGGCUCAAGGGACUUCAGGGGCACGUUAGUGGCACCGCAAGUAACUGAAUCAGGAUCCCCCUGCCUCCUCCUUCCCCAGCCCUUCACUGUCUUCAAUCCUGCAUGCUAGAUGUGGUGCAUCCUCCCCAAGAGGCUUGUUGUGCAAGGUCAGGGAAGGUCUAAAGGAUAUCCUUUGGGGCGCAGAGCAGACGCACCCACAACCGCAGAGGGGACACAGUUGACAGAAGCAGAACUUCUCAUUCCACACCCUCGCCGCUCACCAGCAGCAGAAUUAUUCAGCAAAUGGAUGCUGUAUGUGAAAAGCGUAAACUUCUCAGGAACAGUUUACCAACAGGAAAAAAAAUUAAAUGCUGCAUAAAUGAUUCCCUACCUACAGUUUUUCUCGGCUCUUAGUAAUGAUCCAAACUGUGCAGCUUUGCAGGGAAUUUCCACUAUGGACCGGAGAGCCCAUGUGUCCAUCCACAUGUUCCUUGUACUUUUCCCUGAUGCUGCUCAAUGUCUGAAGCAGGAUACCUGAGCAGCCUAUUGCCUGGCUUUCUUCCAGCUGGUUUCUCUGGCUAAGGAGAGAGAGCAAAGCGACAGCUCUGGACUUCCUCUGUACUGUUUGGAAACAUUUGCUCAAUAUUUUUUCUCUGGAAACAUCUGAUCAAUUUCCUGGGUCCUGUCCUAGGAAGCAGCAUCUGCAGAGUAGAGCUGACUCCUGUUUCCUCCUAGCACAAAGGUCCCCUCCAUCACCAACCUCCUCCUUAUGGUGACUGCAAACCUUUGGGGGUCAGAGAGGAGGAAAGAGCGGAUUUGGUUUCUGGUCCAAAGGCUUGGAGCAGGAAGCAGCAAGGCAAAAAAAAAACAAAACACAGGUGGCAAAGCACUUUAAGGGGAAGUCUGUGGCGUAACUUCCUCUUUUCAGAGGGGAUAAAAAGAAGCACAGACGGAGAAAGACAAGGUGGCAGAGAUCCUUUGGGCGAGCAGUGAGAGACCCAGCCUAUCAUCUGCUCAACAGCCAGACUCUCGAGUUCAGGACAGGUGCCCAGCCACGGCCAUGGGGGAUACGUACAUCCGACACAUUGAGCUGUUGGGCUUCGAGAAAAGGUUCUUCCCCAGCCAGCACUAUGUUUACAUGUUCCUGGUGAAAUGGCAGGAUCUGACUGAAAAACUCGUCUAUCGGAAAUUUACUGAGAUAUAUGAAUUUCACAAAGCUUUAAAGGAAAUGUUCCCUAUUGAAUCUGGGGACAUCAGCAUUGAGAACAGGAUCAUCCCUCACUUACCAGCACCAAAGUGGUUUGAUGGCCAUAGAUCCACACAGAACAGGCAAGGCACACUUACCGAAUACUGCUACUCCUUGGUGAAUCUGCCGCGCAAGAUUUCCAGAUGCCCGCAUGUGCUGACCUUCUUCAAAGUCAGGCCUGAUGAUUUGAACCCACCUACAGACAGUUUGAUCAAGACACCCGAGACGUUUCUGUUGCCAAAGGACUCCAAGCAAAAUGUAACAGAUAUCACUGGUCCCAUCAUCCUGCAGACAUACCGCGCAAUCAGUGACUACGAGAAGAACUCCAAAUCUGAGAUGGCUAUCAAAACGGGGGAUUUGGUGGAUAUCGUGGAGAAGAGUGAAAGUGGCUGGUGGUUCUGUCAGCUGAAGAAUAAAAGGGGUUGGGUCCCAGCUGCCUACCUGGAGCCCAUGGAUGGUCCUGAAGAGUCUGAAGAGCAAGACCCCAACUAUGCAGGUGAACUCUACACUGUCAGAAAAAGCUACACAGCGAUUGAGGAGGAUGAGAUGUCUCUGAAGGAGGGAGACGCUAUUGAAGUCAUCCAUAAGCUACUUGAUGGCUGGUGGGUUGUCAGGAAGGAUGAAACCACUGGCUAUUACCCCUCCAUGUAUCUGCAGAAGUCUGGAGAAGAAAACAACCCCGCAAAGAACCAGAUGAGGAACAAAGGUGUUCCCCCUCGAAGAUCAACUAUCCGAAAUGCUAAGAGCAUCCACAACCAGAGCCGGAAGCAGAUCAGCCAGGAGAUGUACAGGCGGAACAGCAAGAAAUACAUCCAGAGCCGGAAGAAUCUGAAGGACAGUCUCCUGAACAAGCCCAGCACCAUCAUCGAGAUCAAAGAACCCGGAGAAAGCAAGUCCAAGGCUCAGCCUGCCAUUCCACCCCGACCCAGCAAAGCUCUCAUUCUGAAUCGCUGUACCGAGAGCACAAAGAACAAGAUCAAGUGAUCCCAUGGGACCAAAAAAAGUCUGAAGCUUCAUCUCUGCUGGUUUUCAUGUGUGACGGACAUUGUCUCCAGACUGGACAGUUCUUGUGUGUAAUCUUGACUCCUCUGAAACAGCCUCAUGCCUCACUGAGCUUUUAGGAGGUGCAAGGCAGAGCUGCAAUGCACAUCCCCCUAUCAAGUUAGGGUUUGAACUGUUCUAAAUUGAUGGACCAGACUGCUGUCAUUUAUACCAAAGUGCUACUGGGGACUGCACUCUGUAACAAACUGCAUGUCACUGUGCAUAACAAGCAAGGACUAAGACGGGGAUUGAGUAACCCUGGUUCCUGUCCUUGUUAUGGUAAUGGCAGGUGCUCAGCAUGCUACUGCUUAACUAAUGCCUCCUUACUUAAAUUCCUGAUUGGUGUAUCCCUUUCUUAUUUGCUCCUUUGUGCUUUGAACCUUGAGUUUGCAUUGUUUGAUCUGCUUUGUAGUAUACACAGCUUCUUCGGUGGUUCCUCCGUUAGUGUAGCAAAUAUGUUGGUGCAUUUAAUUUAGAAAGAAAUGUUUGUAUGGUGUAUUUUAGGGAAAUGGGCCAAUGGUUUUGAAAACGCCUUUUCCACGUUCUGUAUCGCGUCUCUCUGUCAAAAAAACGAAUGAAUGAACGAGUGAAAAGA
This is a messenger RNA of Alligator mississippiensis (American alligator), 6653 nucleotides long. It is a transcript of the gene NCF1, whose product is annotated as neutrophil cytosolic factor 1. Lineage: Eukaryota; Metazoa; Chordata; Crocodylia; Alligatoridae. The coding region runs from base 4832 to 6001 and encodes 389 amino acids. The transcript is spliced from 11 exons. Gene Ontology annotation, molecular function: superoxide-generating NADPH oxidase activator activity; phosphatidylinositol binding; protein binding. The record is from RefSeq and is a predicted model, not a curated record. Gene Ontology annotation, biological process: respiratory burst; superoxide anion generation. Gene Ontology annotation, cellular component: cytoplasm; NADPH oxidase complex.